AUGGAUCAAGAUGAAUUUGGAGAAAUCGAAAAUGAAGACCUUAACAAUGAAGAAUUCAAUUAUGAAGAAGAUCUGAUGGGAGAGGAUGAAUAGAACAAUUAAUAGUAACCAAAAAAUAAUAAAAACUAAAAUCAAAUUUCAAAUCAGAGAGUAAAAACACCUCAACAACCUGAAGAGGAAGAAGGUGAAGUCUAUGAAUAUGAAGAUUAAAGUGAGGAAUUUGUAGAAGAUAAUCAGAAUGAAGAAAAUCUUGAAUAAGAAGUAGAUGAAGAAGUCCCUGAAGAUAAUGAAUAAUAUAAUGAGGAAGUAAAUGAAGAAGAACAAUAUAAUGAAGAAUAUGAAUAAAAUGAUUACGAACAAAAUUAUGAUGAAUAGGACUAGGAUGAAGAACAACAUUAACCUAAUAACAAUUAAUAGAUGAAAUAGGUGAAAGAUAAUAAAAAUACUCAAUAAUAUAAACCAGUUCCAAUUAUGGAGCCUUAAAUAAAAAAGAAAAGACCUCCUCUACCUACAUAACCCAUAAAGUAGAAACCUACAUAUUAAGAGAAAUAUGCAGAACUAAUGGCUUCUCAAGAUUACUCAAAUUGGAAACCAAAACAGUUGCAUGAUGAAAAUAAAUAACUUAGAUAAAAACUUAAAGAAAUUUCAGAUGAAGUAACUAAAUUAGUAGAAUAAAAUGCAUAACGACUACCACCUUAACCUUAACCACAACCAUAAUUAAAAAGAUAGAAAACUGCAUAAUCUUAACUAUCUGGAGGUUCUGUUAUUGAUAAAGAAAUAGAAAUUAAUUAAAAAAAAUUAGAAUAAUAAGAUGAAGAAAUUAAUAAAUUAACCACUAGAUUAUAGUAAGUUUAAUAAGUUAAUUACAUUAUUAAAUUAGAUGAGGAAAUUAAAAAAUAUGAAGAUGAGAUGAAAAAAUUAGAAUAAAGAAAAAAGUAAGAGUUUUUGUAACAAAAAUAACGUGGUAAAGAUCUUGAUAAGUAUGAAAAUUAAGAUGGUUUUGAUAAAUUGAGUAAAGAAAGAAAUAAUCUUAAUCAAGAAAUGGUUAAUCUUAGAAAGAAGAUCAAAGAGCAAUAAGAAUAAUUGAAUAAACAAAAAGACAAUAUCAAAAAUGCUUAAGAUGUUGAAUUACCCAAAAUUAAUAAGGAAUUAAAACUUUUGGAAGAAGAAGCUGAAAAGUAUAAAAUUGAUAUUAGUGGAGAUAAACCAUUUAGUAAAUAAAAAGAAUAAUAUAUUGUUCUUUUGGCUUAAAAGGAUAAUUUACUUAAACAUCAUUUUAUUAUGGAAAAAAAAGAUAAAUAAUUAGAAAUGAUAGAAAAAGAAAUCAAAGAAUUAAAAAAAGAAAAAGAACGUAUUGAUUCAUAAAUUAAUGCUAAUGAAAUGAUUUUAAUUGAUUAGAGAAGAUAAAAAGAUGAAUUAAAAAAUAAAGUACCUUCUGAUGUUUUUAAAUCUAUUCCUGCUACUAUGACUUAAGAAAAUAUUUCAGAUGCAUUAUAAAAUGAAAAAAAAAUCUAAGAAAGUUAAAGAAAAUUAUAAAGUGCUAAACCACCUAUUUCUAAGUAACAGUAAGAUUAAAAUAAUUAUAAAGAAUUAAAAUUACCUAAUAAAUAAGAUGAUAAAUCAUAGUAGUUAACAUCUAAAAAUGAAGUAGAGGAAGAAAUUAUAUGUGAAGAUGAAAAUGAAUAAUAACAAUAACAAAUUAAAUAAGAAGAGAAAAAAUAAAUUGCAAUAUCCCAAUCUACACCAUUAAAAUAAAAUAUUUAAGUAAUAUAAUAAUAAUAAUAAUAAUAAUAAUAAUAAUAAUAAUAAUAAUAAUAAUAAUAAUAAUAAUAAUAAUAAUAAUAAUAAUAGUAAUAAUAAUAAUAAUAAUAAUCACCUAAUCAAUAAAAUAAAUUAAAUUCAAAACCUUUUAGUAAUUUAAGAAAAUCAGUUGAUUAAUAACCUUAAGUUGAUUUAGGUCAAAGCAACGUAAGUAAUUAAUAAAGUAAUACUAGUGAUGUUUAAACAGAAUAUACAGGUCCUUCUAGAAUGAUGAGAAUGAUGAGACGACCUUAAUAAAAUUAAUAAGAAGAAACUACUUAAUUUAUAAUACAUUAAUCAAAACCAGUUGAAUAACCUAGAGAUAAUAAUAAAGAUACAAAUAAUUAAAACAGUUAAAUUAAUAAAUCAAUAGAAUAACCUACUUAAUCAGAAUAACCAAAACCAGUUGAUGAUUAUUAACCUACAUUUCCUACAAGAAGAGUAUCAAAUAGACCUAGAGGAUUAGAUUAUAAUUCAAUAGAAUAAUAAUAAAACUAAUAGACAACUGAGUAACCAAUAUAAAUAAAUUAAAAAUAAGAUUAAACACAAUAAUCUGAAUAUCCUACAAGAAGAAGAAACAGAGGUGGUCAAGAAGAAUAAGGUGAAUAAAAUAAUAGUUAAUAGUAAUCAUAAUAAUAAUCAAUUUCAUCAUAGUAAUAAUCCUUAUCUAAUCAAUAAUAAUAAUAAUCAUAUUAACCGUCAGAUGAUGGAAGUAGAUAGAGAAGAAUUAAAUUAUUUACUGAUGAAAAAUAACCUGAAGCUCCAAAAACAGAAGAGCCUACUUAUGAAUUUUAACCAAGACAAGAACCAACUAAAUUAUAAGGAAGGAGAAAUAGAGGAAAUAAUAAGUUAAAUAUAUGGGAAGAUUAACCUGUUUAGAAGGAAAAUAUUGAAGAGAUACAAGAAAUAAAAGACAUAAAAUAAAUUCCAGAGGUUCAGCAUAAAGAAGAUAGAGAACUUACUUUGGAUGAAAUUUUAGGAGCUCCUAAGUAAAAAGAAGAGUAUAGACCAAAUUAACAAAAGAGAAAACCUGAAGUACCCAAAGAGGAUAAUGAAACAUAUGAGCCUGGAUUUGGAGGUGGAGCAAAUAGAAGAGGAGUAGGAAAUCAAUAAAAAAUAGAUAAGGUAUUAUUCUCAAAUAAUAAUAUUUCUAGUAAAAAGAGUUAGCUUAAAAAGCUGAAAAAGGAGAUUUAUUAGAUGAUUUUGACUUUUGA
Molecule: messenger RNA, 3014 nt
Organism: Paramecium sonneborni
Lineage: Eukaryota; Ciliophora; Oligohymenophorea; Peniculida; Parameciidae
Source: the annotation of a GenBank genome assembly